Pungitius pungitius (ninespine stickleback) is the source of this 5029-nucleotide messenger RNA. It is a transcript of the gene rxraa, whose product is annotated as retinoid X receptor, alpha a. The record is from RefSeq and is a predicted model, not a curated record. Lineage: Eukaryota; Metazoa; Chordata; Actinopteri; Perciformes; Gasterosteidae. The coding region runs from base 562 to 2067 and encodes 501 amino acids. Gene Ontology annotation, cellular component: nucleus. Gene Ontology annotation, biological process: anatomical structure development; response to retinoic acid; retinoic acid receptor signaling pathway. Gene Ontology annotation, molecular function: zinc ion binding; retinoic acid-responsive element binding; nuclear steroid receptor activity. The transcript is spliced from 11 exons.
AAGCAGCGAGAAGUAUCUGCUGCUCAGCUCAAAAAGUGACUCCGCGUGAUUUGGGGGAGAAAAAAAAGGGGCAGUGGUAAAAAAAAAAAAAAACAAUGCGCUGCGCGUUUUUCUUUCUUCCUGCGUGGCUGAUUUGAGAGUCGGCGCAAAGCCUGCGUUGGAAGGCGCGUCGCUGCUGCUCGGCCGGUCGUCGGUGGGAGGACCCCCUGCGCGGCCCCUUUUGCGCUUCUCUCUGCUAGUUGGAAGUUGUUGUCACGGCGAGCGCGCAGAGGGAGAGGAGAGGAGAGGAGAGGCUGGACGAGAGCGCAGCAGCUGAGCGGCCAAACAACAGGGCGCAAACCUUUCGGUCGACAUCCUCACGAGACGCGUCACGCGGCGUCGACCUGUCACUUCGAACCCGCUCCGCGCAGAGUCACAACGCGAGAGAGCACCGCGGCGGCAGCAGCAACCUGGUCCGCUCCGCUCUGCAGGGGCGAAGAAACAAACAACAACAACAACAACAACAACAACAAACUCCCCCGAUACGCGGCCGUCUCAGCGGGCAUGAGCUAACCGACCGACAUGGAAACCAAACCGUUCCUGUCAUUGGGGUUCCUGAAGCCCCAGUGCUCCUUGGCCCAUCCCAUGCAGCGAGGCCGCUCAGGCGAGGCCUGCUCCUGCUUCACCGGCAUGUGUGCCCUCCAUCAGCGCCGCCUGUCCUCAGACUCGUCGGGCCACUUGUCCUCCUCGCCCCUGGGCUCCCCCACGUCCCACCGGGGGAUGCACCCGUCUCUGCUCAGCCCGACCUCCAUGGGGCCCUCGGGCUCCCUCCACUCCCCCAUCAGCACGCUGAGUUCGCCCAUGAACGGCCUCGGCUCGCCCUUCUCCGUCAUCAGCUCGCCCAUGGGUCCCCACUCCAUGAGCUCCCCCGGCAUGGGGUACGGCCCCAGCGUCAGCCCCCAGCUGAACUCCCCGAUGAACUCGGUCAGCAGCACGGAGGACAUCAAGCCCCCGCUGGGCCUCAACGGCGUGAUGAAGGUGCCCGCCCAGCCCUCGGGCACGGUCCUGUCGCUCACCAAGCACAUCUGCGCCAUCUGCGGCGACCGCUCCUCAGGUAAACACUACGGGGUUUACAGCUGCGAGGGCUGCAAAGGCUUUUUCAAGCGGACGGUGCGCAAAGACCUCACCUACACCUGCCGCGACAACAAGAACUGUGUCAUCGACAAGCGCCAGAGGAACCGCUGCCAGUACUGCCGCUACCAAAAGUGUUUAGCCAUGGGGAUGAAGAGAGAAGUUUUGUUACAUGCAGCCGUUCAGGAGGAGCGCCAGCGAGCCAAGGAGAGAAACGAGAGCGAGGUCGAGUCCUCCAGCUGCGCCAACGAGGACAUGCCCGUGGAGAAGAUUCUGGAGGCCGAGCAGGCGGUGGAACCCAAAACGGAGACCUACAUCGAGACCAACCUGGGCGCGCCAUCCAAUUCGCCUAACGACCCGGUGACAAAUAUCUGCCAGGCGGCUGACAAGCAGCUCUUCACCCUGGUGGAGUGGGCCAAGAGGAUCCCCCACUUCUCUGAGCUGCCACUGGACGACCAGGUCAUCCUUCUACGAGCAGGCUGGAACGAACUGCUCAUCGCAUCCUUUUCGCACCGCUCGAUAUCGAUCAAAGACGGCAUCCUGCUGGCGACCGGGCUGCACGUCCACCGCAACAGCGCCCACAGCGCCGGGGUGGGGGCCAUCUUCGACAGAGUGCUCACGGAGCUGGUGUCGAAGAUGAGGGACAUGCAGAUGGAUAAGACGGAGCUGGGGUGCCUUCGAGCGAUAGUCCUUUUCAACCCAGACUCCAAAGGACUGUCCAAUCCAGGUGAGGUAGAAGCUCUGAGAGAGAAGGUGUACGCGUCUUUAGAGGCCUACUGCAAACAGAAGUACCCCGACCAGCCUGGCAGGUUUGCCAAACUGUUGCUGCGGUUACCGGCGCUGCGCUCCAUCGGCCUCAAGUGUCUGGAGCACUUGUUCUUCUUCAAGCUCAUCGGGGACACGCCCAUCGACACCUUCCUCAUGGAGAUGCUGGAAGCCCCGCAUCAAAUGACAUAAUAGCAGAGACGCUUGAGGCCUCCCCCAAAAGCCUGGAUCGGGACAGUGAGGGAGGGAUCCCCCCUUCCACACCUGCUCCUUUUUGGAUGUGUUCCAAGACAAUGGAUUCAUCCUCCCUUUGAGUCGGUUUUAUACCUUGUAAAGCAUAUAUAAAUAAGAAAUAUAUAUAUAUUGUCUAUAUAUAGAUAUAGGUAUGGAAAUCACACUGCGACACGGGUGACAACAGUGGACUUCAGAUCAGAAGAAGCGCAUUGAGCCGUUGUUUUCGUCCUCUUUCCCCACACGGCAACAAGACUAGAAAAAGACGAUCAGGGUUUUGACGCCCACAGUUGCAGGUAUCAAAUGGACAUUUUUUUUUAAAAAGCCCCUCAGCGAUGUGAGCGGGAAGAGCCUCAGGCCGCCCGGACCUGAGCCUUCUCUCUUUUUCAGGACUCUGAACUCACUUGGAGGGGAUUUGGGGGGCGGAGGACAGGGGACACGCUCGCUUGAAGGAGCCGUCCUCUCUCCUCCCGUCAGGGGUUGUGAGCCGCUGGGGGGGGGGGCUUACAGGACUGCAAGUGCUUAAAGAAUCCUAAAACAACCUCAGGUGUCGGCCCGAUUCCACCAAAUAGGACCUGCCUGCUGCUGCAUCGGCACUGUGCGCCAUCAGGUGUGUGUUGGGGGGGGGAUUUUAGUCAAAUGAGCCCUUGGUUUGGUGCCCACCGAUGGCGAGGGAAGACGCCAUCUUUACGGCACUCGUCGCAGCGUCUUAUGGGGGUAUGUUUUGUUUUUUUUGGUACCCUUCUCGGACAUCCCCCCCGUCUCGUGGCACGUAACUUUCAACACAACGUCCUUGCACCCCCCACCCCGCGGCGGGAUGCUAGCCUCACACACACACACACACACACACACAUCUACCUGUACAGACAGCUACAGCCGCACGCAGUAUUGACCUUGCUUUGACUUACCUCUUACUCGGCACUUAAUCUCACGAAGGCUCCUAAAAGGAGAGCGGAUGUCGUGACGGACCCUGAUUGGGGACGCGCCAUCCGGCGGGACACACGCUCGCUGCCCCUGGAAUAUGGAAACCUCCAUGUGGUGUAUUGUGGUGAUCACGCUGUACACUCAUAUGCUGUUUGUUGCUUCUCUCGACACGCUGCGGCGGCCGCUGCGAUACUAUGCAUCGAGUGCGUUUCCAAAGAUUGUCCACAGAGUGUUGGUGAGCCGUGGUGUUACUCUCCUUUCACCCCCCCCCCCCCCCCCCCCACCACCACCACCACCACACUAUUUGGAUAUAGGAUAGACAUUCUGUGCUGGUUGCUUCACCUCUGAAAGUGAGUUUAAGGUAGUGUCUCAAGUAGGAUACAAGAAAAAGGCCCAGAUGAAAAUGAAAUAUGAAAUGAAGGAUUUUCGUCCUGUUUCUGCUGAUUGGUCCCGUUAUGUGAGCGACUUGGACAUCCCAGACCGGAGCCCCCCGAGCGCUGUCGUCCUCCAGAGAUGAACGAUUAAAUGGAGCCUUGAAUGUGCCACUUUUUCAGUCUUUAGUCAUCACUGAUUAAUAUAUUUUAAUACAUGUACCUAAUUUACACAUGCAUUUUAAUCAUGAGUUAUAAGAGUAUGAAAUAUUCUUUUAAUAAGAUGAAAAUGUAAUGGUAAUACUUCUACAUCACGAGGAUCUCCUGUGAGAUUCAUUUCACAUAAAUAUGCAUAUAAAUAUGCAGCAGGAGCUUCUAUUGGCCGCUUGUCGGCUUUAACACCGCUGUCAGAGGUUAUUUUGUCAGUGCUUUUUAAUUCCCUCAACUUAUGAAUCAAUAGGAAAAGGUCAUAAUAUUCCGGUGGCACCGUCAGGGCCCCAUAGAGGAACGUUUUCCUCCUGUUUGUUUUUCUUGGGUCAGAUGCGUCUUCUAGCAGGACAUUUAAGAGCCUGGAGCUCCCUCUGGUGGAGGAGCGGCGCUGCUGCAGCUUUACUUGAAUUCUGUUAUUUCAUCCGACAAGAAGAUGGCACUUUCAUCGCUUUGCUCGGACACAACCCUCCUUGAGUCGUGUGGGGAGAAGUAAUUACUCGAGUGUUUCAGGGAGGUGGCCUGUUACCAUCUCAGAAGCACCUGCUGGUCUGAGCUCAGUUUACAGUAUUUAUAUUCUGGUGUUUGCCUUUUCAAAACAAAGGCAAGCUUGUUUUACAAUUGAAUCAUUGAGCUACAGUUACUUUUAUUUUUUAUUAUAGGAAAGCAGACGUUGAGCGACCUAAGUGGGUCUUUUGUUCAAAUGGACAUCCUCCUGUUGCCCCCCCUUAGUGAACAGGUCUCUUAAGCCAUAAAGUGGAUCCCCCCCCAGUGUCCAGCAAAGAAAAAUCACCUCCAUGAACGCUUUAUAAAACAAAGUUCUAUUUUGUUAAUAUGUAAAUGUGUAUAUAUUUAUAAAUCUAUUUCAACAGAUCUGUUCUUUGAGUAUUUCCGUGGAACAGUGGUCUUAAGACCAGUGUUUCACGGCUCGUUACUACACUUCUGUUGCUUUCAGACCUGGACUUGGUGAACCAGCAGAAUCACAGCAGCUCUAAGCUAAAAUAACCAGCUCAAUAAAACAGUGAAAGAAAAAAAUCCCCUGAAAUAUGUCUGUGUUGCUUGGCAAUUGUAUGUUCAAUAAGUGUAAUAAUCAGGAAAAUCAAUGCUUUCAUUGUUGCAUCAGUGGUAAAUCAUCUAUUUUUGUACAACAGUAAUUUUAUCCCGGACUUUUGUUCUGCUCUCUCCCGUUUCUUCUGCAUACGUUGUAGAAGGCGGUUUUUGUCGCCUUGGAAACCAUGUCGCCUACUUUACCAUUUUUUUGCCUGCCGCUGCAUUGACGGGGAUUGUCUUUAAUUAUACUUUCGUCAAUUUUUAAGAGAUGAAAUUUGUCUUCUGUUCUUUGUGGGUUGUUUUCCGAUGUUCUUUAUCUUUCAUGGACAGAAAAAAAAACUAAAAGUUAUUAAAAAAGUAAUGAACUCUGA